AUGUCAACAGGGCGACUGAAAUCGUCUCAGACCAGCAGCCUGUCGCUUUACUCUGCCAAGGGAGCAGCGGAAAAGCUCUGGAAGUACAGGAUCGAGGUCGACCCCACCAACCAGUGCAAGAAGAAAUUAAAACUAAAGGGCAAGGAGCUGCUGUCGGUUCCGCUGGAGAUAUUCGACCUGGGGGAGCUGCAAGUGCUGGAGAUGAGCCCGGAACGCGAGAGCUGCCUGAAUUACAGGAUGGGCAGAGUCCCCCCGGCAAUCGGGCAGCUGGGCAACCUCACCGUGCUGCACCUGGACACCAACGAACUGAGGGAGAUCCCGCCCCAGAUCGGGGCUCUGCAAAAGCUGGAAACCCUGACCCUCAGCAACAACCAACUGAGCCGCCUCCCCGCCGAGACGGAGAGGCUGCAGAAGCUGCAGAGCCUGCACUUGGCCAACAAUAACUUCGAGGAGCUGCCGGUUCAGGUCUGUCAGCUUCGGCGCUUGUCCUUUUUGGACGCCAGCGACAACAAGGUGAAGUCCGUCCCCGCCAGCAUCGGCAACCUGGAGCGUCUGGAGACGUUGCUGCUGUACUUCAACGCCUUGCAGAGCCUGCCCGACUCCAUCUGCACUCUCGGGAGCUUACGCACCCUGUGGCUGGGGAAGAAUCACCUCAGGAGGCUGCCCAGCCAGUUCGGGCAGCUGGCGAACUUGGAAUGGGGCCGCAGCCACUGCUCCUCAAACUUCGAGGGCAACCCGCUGGAAUCUCCCCCUCCUGAGAUCUGCAGGGGCGGUCCUGAGGAGAUCAGCCGCUAUUUUGCUGGGUGGGAUGAAUGA
Carcharodon carcharias (great white shark) is the source of this 816-nucleotide messenger RNA. Its product is annotated as leucine-rich repeat protein lrrA-like. The record is from RefSeq and is a predicted model, not a curated record. Bases 1 to 816 code for a protein of 271 amino acids. The transcript has a single exon. Gene Ontology annotation, molecular function: protein binding. Lineage: Eukaryota; Metazoa; Chordata; Chondrichthyes; Lamniformes; Lamnidae.